Molecule: messenger RNA, 4577 nt
Organism: Sceloporus undulatus (fence lizard)
Lineage: Eukaryota; Metazoa; Chordata; Lepidosauria; Squamata; Phrynosomatidae
Gene: PTK2
Product: protein tyrosine kinase 2
Exons: 34
Coding region: 395-3736 (1113 amino acids)
Biological process (GO): signal complex assembly; protein phosphorylation
Cellular component (GO): focal adhesion; cytoskeleton
Molecular function (GO): ATP binding; protein tyrosine kinase activity
Source: RefSeq, a predicted model, not a curated record
GGAAUACAGACGCACAGUCACAUUGCUGGCUGGUUGCAUUCUGUUCACUAGCUUGUCCAGGGGAAAGGAUGGCCUGUGAUUUAAAUCGUUGAGGCAUGAGAAGACUCUGAAACUGAAAGGCAUUCUUCAUGCUGUCGGAAUAUAUUACCAUAGGAGCUAUAAGGAAUGGGGUGGUAUGAUUCUCUCUCUCUCUCUCUCUCUUUGCUUCUACCUCUGCAGCCAAACCUGAAUGAAAGAGACUAAAUGUAAGGGAGGUUAGUAGCUGAUUCUUCCUGCUUCUGACUACAUGCGAGUGGCUGGCUUCCCAGCCCCCCUGCUGGAGCAAAUACUACCGGAGAGCUGAAUUGGGACAUUGUAUGCCGGAGCCUGGCGUGAUCUCUAUACGAUUGUGUGUAUGUUGUUCUUGGAUUUGGCAGGGCAACAGGCCCCGAAACAAGCAGGUGUUAUCUAUAUGGAGAAAAGCGGCUGUAGUCCGUUCCCAAUAUGCUGGGCUAAAGAAUAUGACAGAUACCUAGCAUCUAGCAAAACCAUGGCGGCUGCUUAUCUAGACCCAAACUUGAAUCACACACCAAGUUCAAGCACAAAGACACAUCUUAGUUCUGGGAUAGAACGUUCCCCAGGGACAAUGGAACGAGUCCUAAAGGUUUUCCAUUAUUUUGAAAGCAACAGUGAGCCGACAACAUGGGCCAGCAUUAUACGUCACGGGGAUGCUACAGAUGUUUGGGGCAUAAUCCAGAAGAUAGUGGAUAGUCACAAAGUAAAAAACGUAGCCUGUUACGGUUUACGGCUCAGUCACCUGCAAUCAGAGGAAGUUCACUGGCUGCAUCCGGACAUGGGAGUGUCCAACGUGAGAGAGAAAUUUGAACUGGCCCAUCCUCCAGAGGAAUGGAAGUAUGAACUGCGAAUCCGAUAUUUACCAAAAGGAUUUCUGAACCAGUUUACUGAAGAUAAGCCUACAUUAAAUUUCUUCUAUCAGCAGGUGAAAAAUGACUAUAUGGUAGAAAUAGCAGACCAGGUGGACCAGGAAAUUGCCUUGAAGCUAGGUUGCCUUGAAAUCCGGAGAUCAUACUGGGAGAUGAGAGGCAAUGCAUUAGAUAAGAAGUCAAACUAUGAAGUAUUAGAGAAAGAUGUUGGUUUAAAAAGAUUUUUCCCGAAGAGUUUGCUGGAUUCAAUAAAGGCCAAAAACCUACGAAAAAUGAUCCAGCAGACAUUUCGACAAUUUGCCAACCUCAACAGAGAAGAAAGUAUUUUGAAAUUCUUUGAGAUCCUUUCACCAGUGUACAGAUUUGAUAAAGAAUGCUUCAAAUGUGCUCUUGGUUCAAGCUGGAUUAUUUCAGUGGAGUUGGCUAUUGGCCCAGAAGAAGGAAUCAGCUACCUUACAGACAAAGGUUCCAAUCCUACCCAUCUGGCAGAUUUCCAUCAAGUGCAAACCAUUCAGUAUUCAACUAGUGAAGAUAAGGACAGGAAAGGAGUGCUGCAAAUGAAAAUAUCUGGAGCCCCAGAACCACUGACAGUGACAGCACCAUCCUUAACCAUUGCUGAGAACAUGGCUGACUUGAUAGAUGGUUAUUGCCGACUGGUCAAUGGUGCAACACAAUCUUUUAUCAUCAGGCCCCAGAAAGAAGGUGAAAGAGCAUUACCAUCCAUACCAAAGCUGGCAAACAAUGAGAAACAAGGAGUACGAUCUCAUACAGUGUCUGUAUCAGAUGAAAUUAGUGGGGACGAAACAGAUGACUAUGCAGAGAUUAUAGAUGAAGAAGAUACUUACACAAUGCCUUCUAAAAGCUAUGGAAUAGAUGAAGCUAGGGAUUAUGAGAUUCAGAGAGAACGGAUUGAACUGGGACGCUGUAUCGGUGAAGGGCAGUUUGGAGAUGUUCAUCAAGGAGUUUACAUGACCCCAGAAAACCCUGCCAUGGCAGUUGCAAUCAAAACAUGUAAAAACUGCACGUCAGACAGUGUGAGAGAGAAGUUCCUACAAGAAGCCUUAACAAUGCGCCAGUUUGAUCACCCACACAUCGUCAAGUUGAUUGGUGUUAUCACAGAAAACCCAGUCUGGAUCAUUAUGGAGCUCUGUACUCUAGGAGAGCUGAGAUCAUUCCUGCAAGUAAGAAAAUACAGCUUGGAUCUUGCAUCUUUGAUAUUGUAUGCUUAUCAACUUAGUACAGCACUUGCCUACCUGGAGAGCAAACGAUUUGUACAUAGAGAUAUUGCUGCUAGAAAUGUGCUGGUGUCUUCCACAGACUGUGUGAAAUUGGGUGACUUUGGUUUGUCCAGAUACAUGGAAGAUAGUACAUAUUAUAAAGCUUCCAAAGGAAAAUUGCCCAUCAAAUGGAUGGCACCGGAGUCCAUCAACUUCCGACGUUUUACCUCAGCCAGCGAUGUCUGGAUGUUUGGUGUGUGCAUGUGGGAAAUUUUAAUGCAUGGGAUAAAGCCCUUUCAGGGUGUGAAGAACAACGAUGUGAUUGGCCGAAUUGAAAAUGGUGAGCGGUUACCAAUGCCUCCCAACUGCCCUCCCACUCUCUACAGCCUUAUGACCAAAUGUUGGGCGUAUGACCCCAGCCGUCGGCCAAGAUUUACAGAACUUAAAGCUCAGCUCAAUACAAUACUGGAGGAAGAGAAGCUGCAGCAGGAGGAACGAAUGAGAAUGGAAUCAAGGCGGCAAGUCACAGUGUCCUGGGAUUCUGGAGGAUCAGAUGAGGCUCCUCCCAAGCCCAGCAGACCCGGUUAUCCUAGUCCACGAUCGAGUGAAGGAUUUUAUCCCAGUCCACAGCAUAUGGUACAGCCCAAUCAUUACCAGGUCUCAGGCUAUCCCAGUUCUCAUGGGAUUCCAGCUAUGGCUGGUAGCAUUUACCCAGGCCAGGCCUCUCUUAUGGAACAGACAGAAUCCUGGAACCAUCGGCAGCAAGAAAUAUCCAUGUGGCAGCCAAACAUGGAGGAUUCUGGCAGUUUGGAUCUGCGAGGAAUAGGGCAAGUUCUACCAGCACAUCUAAUGGAGGAGAGAUUGAUACGACAGCAACAAGAAAUGGAAGAAGACCAGCGAUGGCUGGAAAAAGAAGAGAGAUUCCUGAAACCUGAUGUGAGGCUCUCCAGAGGGAGCAUUGAUCGAGAAGAUGGGAGUCUCCAGGGUCCGGCUUCUAACCAGCAUAUUUAUCAGCCAGUGGGUAAACCAGAUCAUUCUGCUCCUCCAAAGAAACCGCCUCGCCCAGGAGCUCCAAGCCACUUGGGCAGCCUCGCUAGCCUGAACAGCCCUGUGGACAGCUACAAUGAAGGGGUUAAGCCAUGGCGGAUUCAGCCUCAAGAGAUCAGCCCUCCCCCAACAGCCAAUUUGGACCGCUCCAAUGACAAGGUGUAUGAGAACGUCACAGGGCUGGUGAAAGCUGUCAUAGAGAUGUCCAGCAAAAUCCAGCCAGCCCCACCAGAGGAAUAUGUCCCUAUGGUGAAGGAGGUUGGUUUAGCACUUCGAACUUUACUGGCAACAGUAGAUGAGACCAUUCCUGUCCUCCCUGCAAGCACUCACAGAGAGAUUGAGAUGGCCCAGAAACUCCUGAAUUCGGACCUUGCUGAACUGAUUAACAAGAUGAAGUUGGCUCAGCAAUAUGUUAUGACAAGCCUGCAGCAAGAAUACAAAAAGCAGAUGCUGACGGCAGCUCACGCUCUUGCUGUGGAUGCCAAAAACCUGCUGGAUGUUAUUGACCAGGCCAGGCUAAAAUCUAUUGGUCAGUCCAGACCCCACUAGGAGAGAAAGAGAGAGAGGAUGGCGUCUGCAGAGCAUUGCUCACCCAGUAGGCACCACUACGACCUCCCAACAGAAACAAGGACUGAUCCUGUCUGGUCCACGUUUCCAAGCAAUUCCCAACCUGCUUAAAGAAAAAUGACAUCUGUUGGUUCUCUCAGCUACAAGCGGUUUCUAAAGAAGAAAUAACCAACAAUGCCAAGAAAGGUCCAAAAUUGAAAACGGUGAUUUUCAUGGAAACCUAACUUGAGUCCCUGACAAUGGACACCAAUCUGAAGUAUUUCACACUGUGUGGAAUAGCAGUCUCUUCCAAGACUGAGACUCCUAAAACAAACAAAAAUGCUUGGCAGACGAACUGUGUGUGAAUUGCAGAACUGAGAUAUUGAGAAGCCAAGAAUUCUGGGAAACCUUAUGGCUGAGAAUUCUUGCUUGCAACGCAAACUGUCCAGACUGGAAUACUUUUUUAUUACAACACUUAGUGCCGCAAAAAUGCUAAUCACAAUUUACAGAGAAAGAUUAAAAAGCUAUAUUUUCAAAGCGUCCCAUUUCAGAACUGACUCAAGCCCUCUUCGUCCGUCUCCUUGCCCCUGCCAUGCGGAUGCGUGCGAUCCGUUGGAGCAGAACGUAGUCUAGAACACAACUGAGAACUUGUCUUUUUCAACAGAAUCAUGUGCCAGUUUUUUGUAGCAAUGUUUUCCUUGAAAGUGAAAAACAAAGAAGCUGCUUUGUACCAGAGCAACUCAAGUGCAUUUAGAAGAAGAAAGAGUUCUGUAACCAUACAUGUUCCCCAUUUUUAUAUAAUUUAUAAAGAAAGAUUAAAGCCAUGAUGAAUAUUUUACAGCUG